Molecule: messenger RNA, 5103 nt
Organism: Silurus meridionalis
Lineage: Eukaryota; Metazoa; Chordata; Actinopteri; Siluriformes; Siluridae
Gene: klf8
Product: Kruppel-like factor 8
Exons: 6
Coding region: 598-1560 (320 amino acids)
Biological process (GO): regulation of transcription by RNA polymerase II
Molecular function (GO): DNA-binding transcription factor activity, RNA polymerase II-specific; RNA polymerase II cis-regulatory region sequence-specific DNA binding
Source: RefSeq, a predicted model, not a curated record
UCUCUGUCCUCAGCGCUUCCUAUCCUGGUCCCUGGUCCUCAUCUGGACACAUUGCAAGGCAGGAAGGAAACGCAAGCAAAUGCUCGAGAGACACCAUCUUAGUUUCUUAAAGAGACAGGAACCCGGAGAGCGGAAAUUGUGUUGCUCAUCUCUAUACAAAGUGCGUGGGCUGGAAACAUGUUACUCUGGUUUCUUCUCCGUGGAGAGAAGAUACAUUCAAUCUCCAUACACGCUUCCUGUAACUGUUUCUGUUACACGCGGUGACUGGGGAGAAGAUCCAGGCCGGAUUUUUACUGUCAGCUUCUACACACACACACAAAUCUAGGGUUAACCUAAAAAGAAAAUCCCCCUUCAUAGAUUCCUAUUCAGAUAUUCCCGAAGUUCUUCAAAAUCCUGCUUUCCGACCUGUUGGAUACGAGCGCAUUGUUGUGUCGCUCUGACGUCACUGGGAGGGGACGAGUGUAGAUUAGGACUGGGACGAUUCACGAUAGCGGCAUCGCGAACCUGCGAUCGAUUCCGGGCCCGCGGUACGAUAUCGAAAAAUGCCAGACGAAUCCUGAGAAAUCCAACGCUGCUACCUCAGAGCCUUCCGAGGAGAUGCCAUCCAUACAGAUCAAGCCCGAGCCAGAGGAGGUGGCAUGCACGGUGAAGCAGGAGCCUGAGGAUGACUGCCCGGAGCCGACGGACCUGAAGCUGAAGUCCUCCCCCCCUCCUCUCUGCAUCAUUAGCACCCACCUAGCUGACGUCGACCAGACUGAACCCGUGGAUCUGUCGCUCAACAAGCCCCGCCCCUCGCUACCCAUCACCGUCACCCCUGCCAUCACGCCGGUCAACCCUGCCCCGGCGAUGGGCAGCAUCGGCACCAGCGCCACCCUCCCGGCCGUCCUGGCAUCCCCGGGCUCCAUCCUGGCGUCUUCGCAGGGCGUCGGAGGGCAGCAGAUCCUACACGUCAUCCACACCAUUCCCUCGAUGAAUGUCACAGGAAAGGUGGGCCAACUCCAGACCAUCCCCGUGGUGGUGCAGUCGCUUCCCGUGGUCUACACGGCCAUGCCUGCUGACGGGGUUCCCGCCACCGCCAUCACCGUCCCCCUCAUCGGCACCGACGGCCGCUCCGAAGGCUCAGUACGAAUUAAGCCUGGCUCGGCGUCCCCGGUGGAGUACCAGAGUGACAGCGAUGCAGAAAGUGGCACAGAGUCCGGAUCGGCUUCCUUCAGAACACAGGGCAUGGACAACAGCUUAAGCACAGAUGUGGACAUCCAGGUGGACCCCGACUCGCCUGACAUGAAGCGACGACGAGUGCACAUGUGCGACUACGACGGCUGCAACAAAGUGUACACCAAAAGCUCGCAUCUCAAAGCUCACCGCAGAAUACACACAGGAGAGAAGCCGUAUCAGUGUACGUGGGAGGGCUGCACAUGGCGCUUCGCCCGCUCCGACGAACUCACGCGCCACUUCCGCAAGCACACGGGCAUCAAGCCGUUCCGCUGCACUGACUGCGACCGCAGCUUCUCGCGCUCCGACCAUCUCGCCCUCCAUCGGCGCCGCCAUGUCAUGAUGUGAGCACGGCUCGGGUUUAGCCACGCCUUUCCCUUCUCCUCCGCCUCCCACCGAUUAACUCCUCAGGAGACUCCGCCUUUCCAUCCUCAUCAACUUCCACCAGAAAGGGCUGAGAGAACUGUGAAGCUGUCCCUCCCUUCUUCCCUCCCUCGCUUCCUUCCUCCCUCCCUCCCUUCCUUCCUCUUAUCUGCAUACGAUGAAAAUAACGCGCAUGUCUUCGGGGGUCUCGGCUCCCUGCCACGUCACGUGCUCCAGGACCCGCGUCCAUCCAGCCCUUGUUUAUUCCAGGUUACGCUUCGCAACACUCGCUUCUGCAGGAAAACCGGAUCGCCGAGAUGCACUGCUGAGCACAGACUGAGGGGUUCGAGGUUCUGCCCGAUCCUGUCGCGAUAAACAGAACCUUUUGAGAGAUGAAAAGCGAACACCAGGACCAGUUGAUGGACACGGCAGAAGAAGAGAAGUGCUACGUUUUCAAGCGACGAGUUUACAAAAUCUCUUCUAAUCGUUUGAUUUGUGUUUUUAAUCGAACAUUUAAAAAAAUUUUCCCCCUUUUUUCCCUCUCCCUCUGGUUUGCAUGAACUUGCUCUGUUGUGUUAAGUUGUGUGUGGCUGAAUGUUCUCGAGUAUUUUUACUUCUUUUUAAUUUUUUUAAAUACUUGCUAUGUUUUACGAACAAACGUUUCGGGCGAUUCGCCGUUGCGUCUUUAUCGGCCGUCUACCCCACGCCAUCGGAAAGGUAGAGAGCUAAGACUGUGAAUUAUUUUCUUUUUUUUAGAUAGGAUUUGUCCGAUUCUUUUAUCCGGUGUUUCUUAUUUCUUACCUUUGAGAGAAAGAUGGAUAAAUGAAUAGAGAGACGAAGACAGGAAAAGAGAGCAGAUCAAGACCUCACUCCAAAAUACGGGAAUUCCACACCUUUAUGGAAUACCGUUCUGGAAAAAUCACACCUGAUCAUCUUCCAUCCACACACACAUACAAAAGUCAGACACAAGAUAUAUUUGGCUUGGUGACAGUAUUUAUAAUAUAUACGUAUAUCUAUAUAUUUUUGAAAAAAAUGUUUUAUUUGCCGGAUGUUCGGCGUUUGAUAUGAUGGCUGAUUUUGUCGGAUGUGCUUUCUCACACGAGGCUGGGAAAGAAAAGAAAAAGAAAUAAAUGUUCAUCUGGAUGGAUAGGAUUAGAAUAGGAAAUAGGGGUGCUUGUUAAACGUGUGUGUGUGUGUGUGUGUGUGUGUUUGCGUGCGUGUGUUUGCGUGCGUGUGUGUAUUUCUAAGAAACCUAAUCAGAGUUUUAAUAGUAGAGGUGUGUUGUAGGCACAUAACGUUCACGCCUGUCAGAGCCUUAAUCGAAGUCAAAUGUGCAACUUGUGGCGUUUUUGCGCAUCUCGCUUGUCGGAGUUCCUCAGGGUUCUGGGUUGGGACCCCUUGAAAAGUAAGGCAGAAAAACAAAACAAAACAAGAAAACCCCUUGUAUCUAUCUAUAUACAUACACAUACACACAAGGUGGCAUCAAAUGUUUCAAGACUAGUUUUGUACCACACCAACAGACAAAUCGUCCUGUGUACAUUGGGAGCUGUGCAACUGACCACAUGCGCUCUUUAUCACCUUACACGUGAGUUUCUCGAUGGAAACAACACGCCCUUUCAGAUUUGGCUCCUGUGGACUUCUCCCUCAAACCGAAGACGGGAUCUUUCUCGUUUUGACACCAUUGCGGAGAUCCAGGGCGAAUCGCAGAAGGUGCUUUGAAAAAAGAAGACUUCCAGGACACAUUCCAGAAGUUGCAGGAACGCUGGGGGCGCUGUAUUGCUGUGCACGGCCGUGCAAGGGGACUGUUUUGAAGGUGGUCGUGUGUAAACGUGGAUAAAUAAAGUACAUUCUUGUAAACAGAGCGAGUCUCGAAACCUAUUGAUACCACCUCGUACAUAUCCAGAUCAACCAGAGAAGAAUUCGGUGAAGGUUUCAGCUCCAGCGCUGGUUUCUGGUUUCACACCAUUAUGCACAGGUUCGACCUCGGACCUUCCCUUAUGAACCCUGCUGCGGUAGUUUGCAUUUAAAACGUAGAGCACAGUCCUGUUGAGAUUGAAAGAGAGAAAGGGGAAGAUAUUCUCAUCUCGUCUUACGCUAGCGCGCGUCAUCGUCACGGUCAUAACCAACAGCUAGCGAAUUUUCCUUCCCGAAGAGCUAUAUCAUGCCCCAAAAAAAAAGAAAACCGCUAGAAGUGCGGCGCAUCCGAUUCCAGCCUUCGAGAGUUGACUGCAUGUUUGCAAAAAAAAAAAAUUCAACAAUACAUUUGUUUUUUUUUUUUCUUUUUCAGAGAUCUUCGAUCCAGUGCAAUGUUCAGACAUCAGAUCUAUUGUCUUGCUUCAACUCGAAACUUAAGCACAUCUUUGUAGAAAAGUAUAUGCAUUCGAUUGCGAUCCUUUCUUUCCUUCUUCUUUUUUUUUUUUUUUUUUAAAGAAAAAUGUUCAUAGGCAUACAGACAAUUAUAAAUAAUUAACAAAUACCUGUACAUACUGUAUAUAAUCAAAGUUCUGAAUAAACGUAACGGGUGGAUUUCUAUUUUUAACACUGACUAGACAAUGUGAAAUUUUUUUUUUUUCCCCCUUUGUUGGCUCAACAAUUAUUAUUUUUUUUUUAAUCCCUUUUUUAAUCGGUUGUGUUGUAAUUUUUAGAAUUUUUUGUGUUUUGUGCAUGGAGAGAAUUUCUUUGCGAAGUCGCUGAGCAUGUCGGUGCGUCGCGUCGGACACGUGUGGCCUGUAAAGCACUGAUAAUCGUCGGCGAUGCGAAACGUGGCAUUUCUUGUGCAAUUAAAGCCAUUUUUUGCACGUUUUAAGGAAAAAACGAAAAAAAAACGAAACAAAACAAAAAAACAGCUACUACCUGACUUUACGCUCUCUUUAUAGAUAGGCGCAGUACUGAAAAUGAGGAGGGAGUUUCCUAAAACGUGCGUCGCCUCGGGGAAAAAAAACCCACGAAACAUCAGGAAACGUCGAGUAGGAAUACCUUGUCGAUGAAUUUCUAUUUUAAAAUCCACACAUUUUAUGACUCACCCACAUUUUAUGUCCCGUGACUGAAUUCGCCACCGCCAUCCUCAUUCUUUUUUUAGCAUGUUUACUCAAAAAACAACAAAACGUACAUGUAUCGGAUUUUCUUUCACAAGUUUUUUCAUGAAUUUUAUUUUUUUUAUUUAUUUUUUAUUUUGGUCAGAACCCUCGGUAUUUUCUAUUGAAUGCAGUAACUUAUGGGCCAGUACUAUAUAAUUACUCAGUGCAAUGCAGUUAUCAUUAUUAUUAUUAUUAUUAUUAUUAUUAUUAUUAUUAUUAUUAUACAAGUAAUUAAUGUUAUUUCUUUUCUUUUUCUUUCUUUUGUAUUUGUACAGAACAAAUGUGUAAAAAAAAAAAAAAAAAAAAAAAAAAGAAAGAAAGAAAAAAAGACCCGUGAGGCGAACACAAGCUUUUUGAUACUGUGAGAAAUGGUGUUAAAAGUCAGUUUCCCCUGUACAGUUGUGAUUAUCUACGCCUUUUAUAGAAUAAAGUGUUUUUUGUUUUUUGUUCA